Messenger RNA from Linum tenue, 2259 nucleotides. Lineage: Eukaryota; Viridiplantae; Streptophyta; Magnoliopsida; Malpighiales; Linaceae. The record is from the annotation of a GenBank genome assembly.
AGGUAUUCGAAGAAGCCUUAAUACUUCGAAACUUCAAAUUUCAAGACCCCAGUGAUUUUUCUUCGUCUAGAGUGAAUGGGUAGAUGGCGAGCUGCUGGUUCGCUACUCCUCAAUCACACAUCCAGAAGACGACCCCAAAAUACCCUUUUUAUUAACAGUCCAUGUCUUUCGCUAGAACUCGAUCGUUCUGCUUCUUAUUCUUCUUGCAGCCGGCCAUGUCGGAGCCCUCCGCAGGGGGUUUAUUCAUUAUUGUUCAGGUCGUUUUCCGCGUACCCAUCUCGGGUUCCAGCUUAUUCCAGCGACAAUGAAUCUGGGUCUCAUGAGAAUUUCCCCAUGGAGCUUAAGGAAGACGAGAGCGACGUUGGGAAGAUUCCGGUCAAAGCCUACUUCCUCUGCACCAGGUCUUUUUGCCUCUUAACACCUGAAUUUCGUCAAUUAUCUUUGUUGCUAAAUCGUGUGUGUUAAUGCGAAAGACUCUGAUUUUUAGGUCGCGUUGCGUAGACCUUGAAUUUUGGUUGGUGUUCAAGUUACAUGUUUGAAUUGCUGAGCCGUCGCCAUUUUUGUUUGGAAUUGUAGUGCUUUUAAUAAAACUCAACUCAACUACAUUAGAUUUGCCCUUCAUUGCGUAAUGCAUCCAAAAUGGAAAAUUUAUCUAAACAAUGUUGGUUGGUAAGGGCAGGUAUUGAAUAUGAACACUGUUAUUGUUCCAAGAUGAUGUUCCACUGGCCUUUAUGAUUUUAGUUAGAUAAGUGUUUAGCAACAUUAACUCUCUGUGGCGACCUUCAAUGUCACUUGGUUUUUGAAUGCUAAUAAUCCGCUCAAAUAGCUUCAUUUUUAAGUUAACUUAGAUGAGUGCGAUCAUUAGGUUUGUUCUGCUUCAAGUUUUACUUGCGUUUCCUGUGUCCCUCUUGCUAAGUCAUUGGGAUUAUUUUUUGGAAUUGUUCGCUUCUGAAGAACUGGCUCAGAGAUGCAGUUGCUUUCUACUGUCUUGCUACGUGUGUUCUUCUUCUCCCUAUACUUUCUGGUUCCGCUUUGCUUACCUUUACUGCUUUCGUUCUUUUCCCUCGUGAUGGUUCUCAGAUUCAUCAUUUUGGCAGUAUUGAUUUGAAGAACAUGCAAGGGGAGCAUUUAAUCAAUGUUGUUCCUCCUACCUCUCGUUCAACAAAUUAUAUUGUCCUCAGAUACUAUGAUUACCAACCGGAAAUUACUGCACUUGGAAUCAAAGAGAAUGUGAGCUGUCGCUACAUGGUUGUUUUCCAAUAUGGUUCUGCUGUUCUUAUCAACAUUGAAGACCAUGAAGUUGAAAGUUACUUAGAUUUAGUGCGGAGACAUGCUUCAGGGUUGCUUUCCGAGAUGAGGAAAGAUGAUUAUGCCAUAAAAGAGAAACCACGCCUAGAAGAUGACAUGCAAGGAGGUCCAGACUACAUAGUCCUAAAAACUUUAGAUACUGACAGCAUCCGUAUUAUUGGUAGUGUACUUGGCCAAAGUAUUGCUCUGGAUUACUUUGUUUCACAGGUUGAUGGAAUGGUAGAAGAGUUCGCUGGCAUAAACCGUGGAAUGGAGAAAACAGGAACAUUUACAAUGGACAGGACAACACUCAUCAAACUGGUGGGGAAAGCGAAUUCUAAUCUAGCUGACGUAAUUCUUAAAGUUGGUCUUUUUGAAAGGUCUGAAAUUGCUUGGAAGGAUGCAAAAUAUUCUCAAAUAUAUGAGUACCUUAGGGAUGAAUACGAGGUGGCUCAACGAUUCGGAAGCUUGGAUUUCAAAUUGAAAUUUGUGGAGGUUUGCUUUCUCCCAACUUUCUGAAGCCAAACCUUGCUUAUUAGGUUUCUUCUGGUACUCAAAAAGACCAACCCUUUCUGCUCUGGCCUUUCUCCUUUGUGCAGCACAACAUUCAUUUCCUUCAAGAGGUUAUACAAAACAGGCGAUCUGAUCUCCUGGAAUGGUGCAUCAUCUUCCUCUUAACUUUGGAGAAUGCAAUAUCAAUAUAUGAGAUAGUGAGCGGUUCUUAGGUUUUAUUUUCUAUAUACCUUUUCUUUUGAUAGAGCAGAAUAUAGUGGGAAUUUAUUUCAUAUUAAUGACCAUUAUUGUAGAGGAAAAAUUAUUGUUUCAGUAGCACAGGAAAUCGAAAAUUUCCUAAAGUUCGCAAUUUCUGUUCAUUUGAGGCAAAAUGUUUUUAUACGGUCCAAGCUUGCACAAUUUGGACAAGAAUGAUGACUGUGACCCUAUUACCCUACAAUUUAAAUGAGGCUCUGGAAG